Messenger RNA from Eupeodes corollae, 1948 nucleotides. RefSeq names its product organic cation transporter protein-like. NCBI's taxonomy places the organism in Eukaryota, Metazoa, Arthropoda, Insecta, Diptera, Syrphidae. The record is from RefSeq and is a predicted model, not a curated record. Gene Ontology annotation, cellular component: membrane. Bases 337 to 1809 code for a protein of 490 amino acids. Gene Ontology annotation, molecular function: transmembrane transporter activity. The transcript is spliced from 4 exons. Gene Ontology annotation, biological process: transmembrane transport.
UUCAAAAUAUACAAAUUCGUCUGUUUUUUGUUUUUGAAUCUUUAGUUUGUCAAGAAACUUCAUCAGUGUAAACAACGAUAGACAAAUAUCCGUGUGUUUAAUUUUCAAAAAAUAUUCAAACUUCUUUGCGAGGCUGCAGUUUAGAAUAUACUAUAUUCAGUGGAAAUCUCAAGGGUGACUCAAAAAUAUAUUCGUUCCAAUAAAAUAUUCAUGUGCAUGUAAAUCGUUUCUGUUGCGAUAACUUACAUACCUUGGUUGUCUGGACUUUUGGAUUGAAAACAAUAAUAUGAAUUUUUAGUGCUACAAUUUCUCACGUAAAAUAAAAGUCAAACAAAAAUGGCAGAACCAGCCAAACGUGCACUGGAUCCUAUUUUCGACUCGAUUGGCGAUGCUGGAAAAUUUCAAGUGAUUCUUGUGCUCUUGGUCUCAGUUUCAAAAUUUCCUGUGGGAUGGCAUCAGCUUUCCAACAUUUUCUUAGCUCCACCCAUCACUGUAACCUGCGGAGACCCUGACAACUCUACAGACGUUUGUUCUGCCGAUUGCAAAGAAGUUAUCUAUGACCGAAGUAUUUUCAAACAGACAAUUCAAAUGGAAUGGAGACUGAUUUGUGAUAAAAAGAUCUAUACAAGUUAUGGGCAAACGAUUUUCAUGUUCGGGAUAUUGGUGGGAAAUGUCAGUUUUGGAAUCUGGGCAGACAAACACGGUCGACGUAUUCCGUUUCUAUUUUCUGCAAUUCUUCAACUGGUCUCAGGAGUUCUUGCUGCCUUUUCCCCCUGGUAUUGGUCGUUUGUGUUCCUGAGAUUUCUAUGUGCCGUAGCUACAGGUGGCAACAUGAUGACAAGUUUUUGCUUGCUUAUGGAAAUAGUUGGCCCAAGUCGCCGUGAAUUUUUUAUGGGAAUUGUUUACCAGGUUCCCUUCAAUCUAGGACACGCAUUUCUUCCGGUGUUUUCCUAUUUCACUCGGGACUUCAGACUGUAUCAAUUCUCGCUGUCGAUAUUCUCUGUUCUCUUCCUUUCGUACUACUGGAUUGUUCCAGAAUCGCCACGUUGGCUCAUGAUGGCUGGCAGAGUCGACGAAUCCGUUCAGAUUCUCGAAAGGGCCGCCGUUGUCAACAAAAAACCUAAGGAAAACGUUCGACCAAAUGUCGAAGAGGCAGUCAGGGCUCGUGCCGCCAGGCAAGAAUUGAAAAAGGCUAAACUCUUCGAUCUUCUCAAGACGCCAAACCUCAGGCGAAACACGUUGUGCAUAUUUUAUAAUUGGUUCGCCGUUGGAUUCAACUACUUUGGAAUAUCGGAAUAUACCAAAAAUCUAGGCGGAAAUAUAUUUCUGAACGUCGUUAUAAGUGCCCUCUUCGGAGUGCCCGGGGUGAUCGUGUCGGUACCGGCAUGCAAAUAUCUAGGCCGGAAGCCAACUUUACUUGCUGCACAUUCAAUUAUUACCCUUUGUAUGCUGGCAUUUAUUUUUGUUCCUGCCGAACAAUCUGAAAUCCAGGUGGCUCUGACUUCACUUAGUGUUUUCGGAGCAGCUACUGCUUUUCCGACAGUAUAUCUGUAUGGAGGUGAGGUGUUUCCAACGGUAGCCCGAAACUCGGGUAUGGGAUUUUCUUCGAUGACAGCUCGUAUUGGAUCAAUGACAGCAACAUAUGCUUCGACUUUUGCAGCAUUUGGAUACUGGUUGCCGCCGCUUGUAUUUUCUAGUCUAGCAUUCAUAGCAGUUCUGUUGACUUUAAUACUUCCUGAAACAAAAGGCGAACCAUUGCCAGAAACACUUGAGGAUGCUGAAAAUUAUGGAAAGCCUAGGGUCCAAUAACGACGUACUGGUAAAAAAAUUGUAUUUCGAAUAUUUGAUAGAAAAUGCAGCUUAAAAACGAAACUUAUUCUAUCUAUUUUGUUUGAUUGAAUUUUCUAAAAAAUAAAGAACAAAAAGGAAAAAAAUUAAUUUCAAAAUA